Drosophila hydei is the source of this 1706-nucleotide messenger RNA. Its product is annotated as tRNA dimethylallyltransferase. The record is from RefSeq and is a predicted model, not a curated record. NCBI's taxonomy places the organism in Eukaryota, Metazoa, Arthropoda, Insecta, Diptera, Drosophilidae. The coding region runs from base 160 to 1560 and encodes 466 amino acids. The transcript has a single exon. Gene Ontology annotation, biological process: tRNA modification. Gene Ontology annotation, molecular function: tRNA dimethylallyltransferase activity. Gene Ontology annotation, cellular component: mitochondrion.
GCUCAUUCCAUGAGAAAUUAAAUAUGAAGCAACAGGUAGUUUUUGUCAGCACGUGUUCGAAACGUGAGAGCAGUUAUUCCGUGCGUCUCUUACGCUGUUCGUAAGAAAUAAGCAAACAAUUGCUGCGAAAGCUUGAUAUAAUUGAAUUAAACGUGCAAAAUGCUGCGCAAAGUGCCAAUUAUAGUUAUACUGGGCUCGACAGGCACGGGAAAGACGAAGCUAUCACUUGAGCUAGCAGAACGUUUUGGCGGCGAAAUUAUUAGCGCGGAUUCUAUGCAAGUUUAUACGAACUUGGAUAUCGCCACAGCAAAGGCCACCAAAGAGGAGCAGGCACGAGCGCGGCAUCAUCUGCUAGAUGUUGCAACACCGGCGGAACCAUAUACCGUCACGCAUUUUCGCAAUGCGGCAUUGCCCAUCAUAGAGCAGCUGCUGGCCAAAUCUAAGCCCCCAAUUGUGGUUGGUGGAACGAAUUACUAUAUAGAAUCCCUACUGUGGGACAUACUUGUGAACACCAAGGACGAACACCAGGCCUCGGUAGACAGUCCACUGUUCUCCGCGGAGGUAAUGGCCGCCAUGUCAACAGCGGAACUGCAUCAGCAUUUACGGAAAGUUGAUGCCGGCAGCGCGAAUCGAAUACAUCCCAACAAUCGCCGUAAGAUCCAGCGCGCCAUUGAGGUCUACCAAAGCACGGGCCAGACCUUGACCGAAAAGCUAUUGGAGCAGCGUAAACAGCCAGGUGGCAACCGUUUGGGAGGUCCAUUGCGCUAUCCACACACCAUUUUGCUCUGGCUGCGUUGCCAGCAGGACGUGCUCAAUGAGCGUCUGGAUAAGCGCGUGGAUAACAUGUUACAGCAGGGUCUGCUGCAAGAGUUGCGUCAAUUCCACAAUAGCUACGCGGACGUCACAGUCCAGGCUUAUACAAAAGGCGUCCUGCAGACCAUUGGCUACAAGGAGUUUGUGCCGUAUUUGUUAAAAUACGAUGCGCAACAGGAUCUAAAGUUGGAGGAGUAUCUUAGUGCCCACCAGUACCAGCUGCCUACUGCAGAGCAGCUGGCAGCUAUGGAGACGGAGAAGGCGGAGCAGCUCGCUGCUAGUCUCAAACUUCUGAGCAGCUGUUGCGAUGAACUGAAGCUCGUGACGCGUCGCUACUCCAAGAAGCAGUUGAAGUGGAUAAAUAAUCGAUUCUUGGCCAGCAAGGAUCGACAAGUGCCCGAUCUCUAUGAGCUGGACACCAGUAUCGUAAGCGCCUGGCACGAAAAUGUGUACAAGCGCGCCGAGUGCAUCAUCGACAGCUAUUGCCAGGCGCAAAUCUGUGAGAUUGCGCCCAUGGCCAAGCGCGUACAUCCCGGCGCCGAACUCAACGAGGAGACGAGCAACUUCUGUGCCAUUUGCGAACGUCACUUCAUCGGCGAAUAUCAGUGGAGCCUGCAUCUCAAGUCCAAUAAACACAAACGUCGGCGCGAGUCGCAGCGACGCAAACAGCAAGAGGCAGACGCAAUCGGACCCCAAUCGAAGCCGGCAGCAACAACUGUCGCCGAGUUUUCCGAUAAGACGCUGUAAACGAGACGAACAGACAGUUGCAAUAAUAAAUGUAUUUUACGUACACACAACCUGAGUAGUAGCUUAUUGAUGUGAGAGUGUAUUUUGCGAAGAUCAUUAUUGUUUUGCCGUGAAAUAUGUAACAUGAUGAAACAACUGCUUUAUGU